AUGGCGGGAAAAGUCACUUAUUCACGGCGCCCAAACAAACGUCGCGCACCUCACGACCGCGAUCCAGCAGAUGAGAACGACGACCGUCACAAGCGUCCUAGAACAAAUACCGAGCCAAAUGGAUCGCGGCUACCGACACCACCCUCAGGCCGACGAGGAAAGAUAUCCUGGUUCAACGGUCCCGUCUCCAUUCCUGAUGACGACAUGAACCCUCCGCGCUCCAUCUUCGAUAAGGUUCUCGAAAACAAGAAGCACCAAGCCCCAAAGCCGCAUCAGCGCAGUGCCCAGGGUGACCGUGAGAAUUUCAAAGGCCUUAUGAAAACGGGGCACAAGUCGAGAGAACAAAAUGGCUGGGCGAGGAACGGCUCUCUGCCAACGCCACCAGCGGAGGCCCAGAAGAAAGCCCACCAGCAAGCACGGAGAGAUGAGAAUUUCGCGCGGUACAAGGGAAUCACUCACAGGAGCGAGCCGGCGACACUCAAGUCGUCACCCACGGCGCCAAACCAGACAUCGCGGCUCUUCGAGCGGGUCAUUAAAAAUGAGCAGCCGAAAGCACCAUAUCAGCCGAAGACAUACAAAGCUGAGGAGAUUGCAGCACCACGGCGAACUAUAAUGGGGGAACGUCUGUCUAGAAGUUCAGACCAAGCCCGCAAGUAUGUCUCAGACGACACUCACCUUAUGCACAGAACUGACUGUAUCAGAUUCAAAAUGAACCAGACCGACUCGCCUCUCCUGCAGCUCCCCGAAAACGUGAGGAACCUCAUCUACACGUACACACUUGGUGGUAAGACUAUCAACAUCGGCUACCAGACCUAUCACCUUACCUUUGAUCCUACAAAGCCCAAGAAGGUAAAGCGGGUUACACCCAUCUUCAAGUAUCAGUGCACAGUAUACGAUGGUACUCAGAAUCCCUUUAAGACGAUAUCUCAGCCCUGGGUCAAGAGGCCCACGGUGUUUACCAUGCUCAACGGUGUCUGUCGUCAGAUGUACCAGGAAACAGCGACGCUGCCUUACAGGCUCAACCUAAUCGCCUUCGACUCGUAUAGCAUCAUGUUCAACUUCUUGUUCAUGGAGGACCGCCUGCGUCGCGAGCAUCUCGAUGCCUUCACCGAGCUUUUACUAUCGGACCAGCUACCCGGGUCAAAUGCACUCGCCCGCUUAAGCAACGUCAGCAAGACGUGGGUACCUCAGAUUGGUCGUGCCCUUUCACAUGCUGACGAGAUCGCCACGCAGGCCGAGACAUACGACCAAUGGAAAGCCGCCGCGACCGAGCUCGAUAUCCUAGAAGGAAACGAAGCCUGGAAAGAAGAGGACGACACGCCGGAAUACAACGUGAAUCUGGUUGCUGCCCGGCUGAAAGAGCUGGACGAUGCUCGCAUGAGCUGCGACGUGAAGAGGAUGCUGUUCCUGAUCAGGACCACCCUCACACGCGGAUUGGGCGACAUGGGCGACCUGCGUCUGUACAAGCACUCGCAUAUUGGAACCAAGCGUUUGAUCGAGAGGUACAUCGAGUCGGCUCAGCAAACUAUGGCCGCUCUGCUGGACGUCUCGGAGAAGCAGGGAGAUCAAUGUCCUAUCGAGCCGCGGCGAUUGGUCGACCAAUUGCUUCAAACACGCCAAUCAUUCGGUAGAAGCGCAUUGUUACUCUCAGGCGGGGGAACCUUUGGCAUGAACCACAUCGGCGUCGUCAAGGGUCUUUGGGACGCUCGUCUUCUUCCACGCAUCAUAUCGGGAGCCUCUGCAGGAAGCAUCGUCAGUGCGGUCCUAUGCGCAAAGACCGAUGCAGAGAUCCCGGAGGUUAUGCACCAAUUUUGCUUUGGAGACUUGAACGUAUUUGAAAGCCCGGAUCACCCAGAAGGCAUGAUCAACAAAGCAAUGCGCUUGAUGAAGUCCGGCGCUCUCUUUGACAUUGCACAUCUUAUGAGAGUUAUGCGUGAUCUGCUUGGCGACUUGACUUUUCAAGAAGCCUACAAUCGCACUCGACGUAUCUUGAACAUUCCUGUUUCGACUUCGUCGCUCUACGAAUUGCCCAGACUCUUGAAUUACAUCACAGCGCCGAACGUAAUGAUCUGGUCUGCAGUAUGCACCUCUUGCUCAGUUCCGCUCGUCUACAAGAAGGCAUCUCUGUUGGCAAAGGACCCGAAGACCGGCCAGGAAGUGCCUUGGGAUCCAAAUCCUGACGCGACAUGGAUUGAUGGCUCAGUGGACAACGACCUACCGAUGACCCGACUAGCCGAGAUGUUCAAUGUGAACCACUUUAUCGUCUCGCAAGUCAACCCACACGUUGUUCCCUUUCUGGCGAAAGAGGAGGAAAUUGUCGCUGCAGAAGCCCACGACGCCGUCACUGGUCCCGGUUGGAUGAGUCUCUCAGCUAGUCUUUGCAAGGGCGAAGUGAUGCACCGCCUCCAGCAGCUAGCGGAUACUGGGUUCCUCCCAAAUCUUGUCACAAAAGGACGUUCGGUGCUCAGCCAGCGAUACUCAGGCGACAUCAACAUCUUCCCUAAGAUCAACUACGCGGACUUCCCUAGAGUCUUGAGCAACCCCACGCCCGAGUUCAUGGUCGGAUGCAUGCUGACUGGACAGCGAGCUACAUGGCCAAAGCUCUCGCGGAUACAAAACCAUGUCGCCAUUGAGCUCGCGUUGGACGACACGAUCCAGAAGCUCAAGGGACGGCUCGUCUUUACACCACAGCAAGACGUCAAUAUCAGGCGGACCAGCUCUCAGGAUAACGAUCUCGCUCAAAGAAAGCGAGCGAAAUCGACGCAUAAGAUGACGCGCUUCGAACUCAGGACGGAGCCUCCUAGCCCUGUGCUGCGAAAGUCUGCACCCACCAGCCCUCUCUUGUCUCGCGCAGCCUUGAGAGCGUCCUCACAACCGCUUUCUGUCGCGAAGCAAGCUCACGGCGCAAACAAUGCAAGGCGCCAGUGGACCGAGACCAUCCAGCUCGAUCCCACGUCGUCCACGAACGACACGUCUGACCACGACUACUUUGCCGACCCCGAGUCAGACACUACAGACAGGCUCUCUUCACCCUCGCCUUCUACAUCACCCACCUUCACCGGUCCCACCCUCUGGCCUUCAACUCCUCAAGCCACGAUGCAAGCUACCCCACAGCCCACGCUACAGCCCAUGCCACAGCCAACUCAAAGUCCGCUCAGUCGUCGUACCAACACGCUGUUCAAUCUCACCAUGACCUCGGCCGCAAGAUCCUCCUCCAAUCCAAACGUACCAAGCUCACCAGAACUGCGAUACAAGCGCCUAUUUCAUCCUCCAGGGCCCGCUACGCCCGAUGUCAGUGUAGGCCCACCGAUACUGGAUGUAGAGCCCAUCAACACAACACGUUCUCCGUCUGCCAGCAGACCUGGUAGCCGUCGCGGUAGUGCAUCGGGUUUGCCAGUUGACCCGUCAGGGACGAGGGGCAUGCUGCUGAGGAAGAAGAGUUACAUGUAG
Molecule: messenger RNA, 3450 nt
Organism: Alternaria novae-zelandiae
Lineage: Eukaryota; Fungi; Ascomycota; Dothideomycetes; Pleosporales; Pleosporaceae
Exons: 3
Coding region: 1-3450 (1149 amino acids)
Biological process (GO): lipid metabolic process
Molecular function (GO): triacylglycerol lipase activity
Source: RefSeq, a predicted model, not a curated record